This is a messenger RNA of Chara braunii, 2259 nucleotides long. NCBI's taxonomy places the organism in Eukaryota, Viridiplantae, Streptophyta, Charophyceae, Charales, Characeae. The record is from the annotation of a GenBank genome assembly.
GUCGGGGCGCUGAUGGAAGAAAGAGAGGGGGGUGGAAACACGCUAGCUACAAUGGAGGAAGCCGCCGAGCUUAUUCCCUUGGACCAGUACGUAACACUCGGAUAUCCAGGGCUUGGGAUGAUUGGAAACAUUAGACCAGCGCCAGAACAAAGAGAAGUGGCGAAGUGGCGACCUUCUCCAGGGGAAAUGGAGUCGGGAGGACCCACCUUCGUCACCGGAGAAAUCGAUGUUCUCAACAUCGUUCGAGCUUUGGACCAUCGGAUUCCUUUUCCGAUCGGUCAUCUACACUUGAUAUCAGAACAAGCCAACGAACGCAUGUUGCAACAUUGCAAGAGGAAUCGGAAACAGUUCGCCCUCGCACGAACAGCUAACACGAAAACAAAAAGUCCCGCUCAAGGUGAAAACGUUGCUGAUACUUCGGAUCCGAUACAGCUAGGAUUAAUCCACAAAGAUGACAAUUUCCUAAGGAUUAAACCAAUCCCGUGGAAAUCGGCGGAAUGCGAUAUCGAGAUAUGGGGAAUUCCGUACAAUGCCAUCAUCGAUUCUGGAGCCGCUGUUUUAGCUAUCUCAUUAAGGGUAGUUGAAAGGGCAGAAAGAAAGAGUGUUCUAAUCAUGCUUACGGAAAAAUACCAGCUCGUUUCAGCGGAUGAAGAGAAGAUUAAAACAGUGGGACGGAUGACCAACGUUGCUAUUCGAUUAGGGAAGGUACAUGCUUUGGAAGAUGUCGUAGUUUUAGACGUAAAUACUUACGACGUCUUUUUUGGCCUUCCCGCCCUGGUGGCCUUGCGAGCCAAUCUGGAUUUCAAGAGGCGAUCGAUCGUCCUCCGGAAUACAGGUGGAAAACCUUAUGUUGUGCCUAUGAGACUGACUCUCCGUACUACCGCUAACGUAACCCUGCGAGUUUCUCUCAUGAUGGCGGGAACUCUUCGCAUGAUUACUUGGAAUACCUCUGCUGACGGUGAGCAAUCUCCGAAGGACGCAUACAGCACCGACGAAGAGGAUCCAUUGAUCCUGGAGAUGCGAGCGAUGAACGUGACAUUUCAGAACUUCGUCAACAAGACGCGGCUCACUCAAGGGAUGAUUAACUUUUGCGUCAUCAUGUACAUGAACGAUAUCCUCGUCUACUCAGAGACCUUUCACGGGCAUGCACAGUACAUCGAGUGGACGCUCGGAGCUCUGAGAGACGCUGGGUUCAAGAUCGCGCUCGAGAAGAGCGAGUUUUUUUCUCGCAGAAAUCUCGUUCUUGGGUUACAUGGUGACACGUGGAGGAUUACGACCGGAUUCAAGGAAAGUCGCGGUGGUGAAAGAGGCUCCUGUCCCCACCUGACUUGGACAAGGGACACAGAGAGUCGCACCUGGAUCGAGUAUGCGGAGCUGUUGAUCAUCCAAGCGUGGAAAACGGAGGUGGAACGAGACCUUCUCGGAUUUCUAUUCAGAUCGGUGCGUGCCGGCCAUCGACAGCAGAUCGUACAGGAACUCACGAUUCCUUUCGCGCAGGUGGUUGACGAUCUCCCCCUCGAUAUCAUUUCGCAGUGUGACAAGGGCCCGGUCCCACACGUCUUUUCACGGACUCUUACACCCUACCUGCAGUGGUGGGCUUGCCUCGAGGAGUUAGCAGGCAACAACAACCCGCCAUCGCAACAGCUAUACCUGGAUCCCCGGGGGAUAAUCGACCUCACCUCCUUUCAGCCUCGUACGGCCUCCGAAGACGAAGCGAUAACACUAGAGGAGGAAGAGGACGGAGAGGGAGGCGACGAGGAAGAAGAAGAGGAAACCUCGGAAGAAGGGAGCUACAGCGAAUACAGUGAGGAGGAACCGGGUGAAGAAGAGGAAGAAGAAGAAGAAGAGGAAGAUCAGCUAGAGGAAGAAGAGUCUGAGUGGGAAACCCUGGGAGAAGAGGCGGAACGUGCAGAGGAGGAUCCUGAGGCUGUACGAAAGAGGGAGGAGAUCACUGCCGGCAAGCAGCAGCUGGAGUACGCAAGCGAGGCCGAUCUGCUGAGCGCAGAUGAUCCAGCUAAGGACCUUGAGCCGCCCAAGCCUGAAGAUGGGGACCAACAAGGCGACGGCGAAGCCGAUCCCCCUCCCCCUCCACCUCAGCCCGUCCCCCAAUUCGCGCACGUACCGAUGCGGGGAAUCGGGCUUCGUCCCCGAUUUGAUGUACGCGUCACUUGCAUGAGUGUGGAAUGGCUGAAGAUCAGGGAUUUGCCGAAUGAUGGAAUGUGCCUAUAAGUUAGAACUGCUCCCUUUUCAUGUUUAUCG